CUCUACACGCACACAGAGAGAGAGAGCUAGGGUUAAACUGAAGACACAACGUCAAAGAGACACGUUAGACAAGUGGACAAGAGAGACAAACUGUCCCGGGGAAUCCAGAGGAAGCGUCCAGCGAUGCAGUUGACCAUGUGUGAGCCCGCCACCGACGCCGUGGCGAUGGAGCCCCCCCGAGCGGACGGCUUCCUGGAGUCGCCCUGUGGCGUAGGAGACAGUGCGCCCUCCCUAGAUGACGUCAUCGCAGAUACAACCAAUGAGUCUUCAGAGGAAGAGUCCACAGGGGACAGGGACGAGGAGGUUGGUGCCAGCAGCACUAAGACGACAGAGGUCCCAGCUGAACAGGCCACAAACACACAAACAGUGAGCGCCCAGCGCCCGACCUCCCUGUCGGUGGCGGCAGCGGAAGCAGAGCUCGGCCUGUGGACCGCCCAGGGGGACGCAGAGGUCAAGCUGAGGAUGGGCGACUCGGGCCUGGCUGCCGAGACCCCGCUGACCGUGGACCAGAUGUUCACCUCGGCUGUGGAGCGUUUCGGUGACAGCACGGCUCUGAGCUGGAAGGAGGGCGGGCAGAAGAAGAGCCUGAACUACAAAGAGUACUACCAGUCCUGCCGCACCGCUGCCAAGAGCUUCCUCAAGCUUGGUUUGGAGCGUUACCAUGGCGUUGGCAUCCUGGGCUUUAACUCGGCCGAGUGGUUCAUUGCUGACAUUGGAGCCAUUUUGGCAGGUGGGUUUGCUGUGGGAGUCUACACCACCAACACCCCCGAAGCGUGUCAGUACGUAGCAGAAAACUGCAAAGCCAAUGUGAUCGUGGUGGAGAACCACAAACAGCUGCAGAAGAUCCUCCAGAUUGAAGACCAGCUACCUCACUUGAAAGCCAUUGUCCAGUACAAAGACGCACUUGAAGAGAAGAGACCAAAUCUGUACACAUGGGAGGAGUUCAUGGCGCUGGGACGCGAUGAGCCCGACACUCCACUCGACGCCAUCAUCUCCAGCCAGAAGCCCAACCAAUGCUGCACGCUCAUCUACACCUCAGGAACCACAGGCACCCCCAAAGGAGUCAUGCUGAGCCACGACAAUCUGACAUGGACCGCGCUCUCCACCAGCCGUCACGUGCGCCUGGUGGACGCCGUGUACGCCCAGGAGCAGGUGGUCAGCUACCUGCCGCUCAGCCACAUCGCGGCUCAGAUGGUGGACAUCUGGGUCACCAUGAGGGUGGGGGGGCAGACGCACUUCGCUCAGCCAGACGCCCUCAAGGGCUCUCUGGUAGAGACCUUAAAGGAGGUGCGUCCCACAGCCUUCAUGGGCGUCCCUCGUGUCUGGGAAAAGAUGCAGGAGAAGAUGAAAUCUGUCGGAGCAAAGUCGUCGACCGUGCGCAGGAAAGUGGCGGCGUGGGCCAAAGACGUCGGUCUGCAGACGAACAUGACCAAGAUGAGCCAAACCGGAGCAGUCGGCCGCACCACCGUCAGCUACCAAAUCGCCAAAAAGCUUGUGUUCAAAAAGGUGCGCAAGGCCCUGGGCUUGGACCGCUGCAAGAAGUGUUACACGGGCGCCGCCCCCAUCACCAAAGACACGCUGGAGUUCUUCCUCAGUCUGGACAUCCCUCUGUACGAGCUGUACGGCAUGAGCGAGAGCUCCGGGCCUCACACCAUCUCCGGCUCCAAUGCCUUCAGGCUCACCAGCUGUGGCAAAGAGAUCCCAGGGUGCAAGACGAAGCUGCACAAAAUCGACGAGGAGGGAAAUACCGAGAUCUGCUUCUGGGGUCGCCACGUCUUCAUGGGCUACCUCAACAAGCCCGAGGCCACGGAGGAGGCUCUGGACUCAGACGGCUGGCUGCACUCAGGCGACCUGGGCAGAACCGACCAGAACGGAUUCCUCUUCAUCACCGGAAGAAUCAAAGAGCUGAUCAUCACAGCAGGAGGCGAGAACAUCCCCCCCGUUCCCAUUGAGGAUGCGGUGAAAAGGGCCGUACCGCUGAUCAGCAACGCCAUGCUGAUCGGAGACAAGAAGAAGUUUCUGUCCAUGCUGAUCACCAUUAAGUGCCAGAUGAACGCUGACACAGGAGAUCCAGAGGACGAGAUGUCCUCCGAGGCCCUGGAAAUCUGCGGGAGCUUGGGCAGCAACGCCAAGCUAGUCUCCGAGGUCGCCGGCGGCCGAGACCGGGCGAUCCACACGGCCAUCCAGGAGGGAAUCAACCGGGUCAACGAGAAGGCCCCGUCCAACGCUCAGCGCGUCCAGAAGUGGAUCAUCCUGGAUCGGGACUUCUCCGUCCCUGGGGGAGAGCUGGGUCCGACCAUGAAGCUGAAGCGCCCGGCGGUGGUGAAGAUGUACAAGGAGCAGAUCGAGAACUUUUACAAGGAGCAGGCGUCAGCGACGACUCCCGACAACGCUGUGACUCCCAACUAGACCCCCCUCCCCCCCCCCAGGGAGCCGUGCUGACACACUCCACCUCAUCCACACAACUUCUCCCUGUCGCCAUCUUUGUUUGUUAAGUUUUGCUCUUGUGUUCAUGUUUCGAUUGCCUUAAGUUCUGCUCGGUUUACAUGUGUGGGUGCUGUACAAAGAGAAAUGAGAAGAAGCCAUUUUUAAAAGAGCUUUAUAAUUGUUUUUUGUUAUUUGAAGGUUCAAUAAGCUGAAUUCAACUAUUUAUUUGAUUUGCUGACGCGAUCAGCAGCGACAUCCGAUAGAUGAAGAGGCAGCAGCUGUUUGUAGGAAGAGUUAACGGUGCUCCGAGACUUGACGAGGAAAAAAAAACAACAACUGUGUUUUUCGAGGAAGUCAUUUGUGUUUCUUACGUGUUUUAUUUAUUUUUUCAGUUUGCCAAAGUUUACACGGGCCAAAAAAAAAAUGAAGGAACAUUUCUAGAAAGUAAUUCAUGUUCAAAUUCAACAAUCAAAUCAAAAAUGUUUACAGCCUGUUGCAUGUGCUCACUGAGGGUUUCCUCUUUUCUUUGUCCGUCUGGAUUCUUCCAGGAAAUCAGCAUUUAUUUUAUACGUGAGUUCAAAGAGGUUUCCUGCAGUCGUAGACAUGAUUUGAAAUCUGACAACUCAGCAUCCACGUUGUGUUUUUCAUGCUGUCACAUGUCAUCUAAGCCAUAUAUAACUUUCUUAUCUCAGUUGUGGAGUCGAAGCGACUCGUUACAGCUUUCACGCCGCCUGGUCCAGUCGAAGUCUGUUUGUGUGUCGACCUUCUUUCUGGAUUUUGUUCGAUUGUAAAUACCCCGCGGCCUUCAUCGCCCGCAUUCUCUCGCCUGUCGUUAUUUAUUUCAUUUUCCUACUCGGUUUCUUUUCCUCCGGUUUUUGCACUUGCCCUCCGAUAAAGUGCGAGAGAAGUCGAAGAUGUACAGAAAUUUAGCUGAUUUUAGGUGUAUUGGAAAAAGAUGAAUAAAUAUAGUGCAUCAGUUACAUUAAACUGCCCUCAUUGGUCUGUUCUAAUACUCAAUGCAGAAAAAUAUAUAAAUGUUCAAACGCUCCAGGUUUUAACACCCUGAACACGUCUCUGAUUCAUGUCUAUGAAGUAACUAGUAUAUUACAGGUAUUUGUAGCAGUCUCACGGUUCAUAAUGAAGGCGAGUGUGGAGGUAAUGUUUUGUUCAACGCAAUUAAAAGUUCAGGGUAAAUGUCGAGAAACGUGGGCGUGUGUGUUAACUUCUACACGAGGGAAUGACGGUGAUUCAGUUCCUCUGGGUGAGUGAGUUUCUUACUGUCUUUCAGCUUAUUGAACAUUUUCAGUGUCUAAUUAAGGUUUGUUAUCAUUAAAAAAGAACCAAAGGUCUGAUAAUUACAAGUCGUUCAGUGAGAAACCACAAGAGACCCGACAGAGAACUGGAUUCACCUGAACCUAAAGAGACGUCUGUGUUAGAAUUAUCAGGUGAACGAUGAAGACGAGUGCGACACGGAGCCGUUUGUGUUCACGCUCGACAAAAAUGUGAAUGUUUGUGUGAUCACUUAUGAAAUAAACUUUGAUUACGCUGA
Limanda limanda (common dab) is the source of this 3976-nucleotide messenger RNA. It is a transcript of the gene acsbg2, whose product is annotated as acyl-CoA synthetase bubblegum family member 2. NCBI's taxonomy places the organism in Eukaryota, Metazoa, Chordata, Actinopteri, Pleuronectiformes, Pleuronectidae. Gene Ontology annotation, molecular function: long-chain fatty acid-CoA ligase activity. The coding region runs from base 124 to 2409 and encodes 761 amino acids. Gene Ontology annotation, cellular component: membrane; endoplasmic reticulum. The transcript is spliced from 15 exons. The record is from RefSeq and is a predicted model, not a curated record.